Molecule: messenger RNA, 1775 nt
Organism: Drosophila grimshawi
Lineage: Eukaryota; Metazoa; Arthropoda; Insecta; Diptera; Drosophilidae
Gene: Gpat4
Product: glycerol-3-phosphate acyltransferase 3
Exons: 7
Coding region: 70-1683 (537 amino acids)
Biological process (GO): triglyceride biosynthetic process
Cellular component (GO): endoplasmic reticulum
Molecular function (GO): glycerol-3-phosphate O-acyltransferase activity
Source: RefSeq, a predicted model, not a curated record
CUUUGUCGCGGAGUGUAUUGCUUUAAUUAUAUAUACUGUAUUGGUUUAAAAUAAGAACACUUAAAUAGAAUGUUUAACGGAAUCGUAGAUGUUUGUUGGAUUCCGUUUGCUGGUUUUAUAUCAUUCUUAAUUAUAUUAUCGGCAAUCAACAAAUCUGUUGGUGUUCGAAAGGCAUACGUAAAUAUUCUCUUGCGAAUAUUUGAGUAUGGUCGAGCUAGCAUAGAAUCGGCUUCAAAGGAAAAUACACAGAGUGUCCGAGAAAAUGUCACUUCUGAUCAGAAUGCUAGUGUGCAACCUGUGAAGGACGUAGACGCAAAUGAAUCAACUAAUGGCGCAACGCUUAUAACGCGAGAUGCCGUACUUCUUCCGCAGGCACAAGAAUCAGGCAAUGAUAAGCCUCAAACAUUAAAAAAGGAGGAAUUCAAUUUUGAUUUUGAAAACUGCUUAGACUACGUGAAAUCUGGCGUAGAAGCAAUUAUCGAAGACGAUGUUACCUCCCGAUUUGAGGCCGAAGAGCUAAAGAGCUGGAACAUGCUGACACGAACGAAUCGACAUUAUGAAUUCAUAUCGUGGAAAAUAACACUUAUCUGGAUGUUUGGGUUUGCAGUGCGCUAUUCCAUUCUAAUGCCACUGCGCGUCCUCGUCUGCUUUAUUGGAGUUUUAUUUACAGUUAUUUCAAACACAUUUGUGGCUUUAAUACCCAUUCGAUUUUUGCGGACCUACUUAGCGGGCUUGUGCUUCAAGAUUACCUUCCGUCUUAUAUCAAAUUCCCUGUCAGCACUAAUAGUCUUUCACAAUAAGCAAUAUAAGCCCAGCACUUCUGGGUUCUGUGUAGCUAACCAUACGACCCCACUCGACGUGGCUAUUUUAUCAACAGACUGUACAUUUUCUUUGGUAGUGUGGUUAACGGUAUGCACAGCUGCUGUGGGAAAUCUAAAGGAUGGAAAUAAAAAGCGUGCAAUUGUGAAUAAUGUUCUUGGGCAAUGUUUCGGUGUCUUGUCCAGCGCCAUUUCCGCUGUUAUUACUUACCAUAAUGAGGAUAAUCGACCGUCAUCAGGUAUUUGUGUGGCUAACCAUACAAGCCCUAUCGACGUACUUGUUCUGAUGUGUGACACGAACUAUUCUCUGAUUGGUCAACGACAUGGCGGUUUCCUUGGCGUACUGCAAAGAGCCUUGGCGAGGGCAUCUCCCCAUAUUUGGUUUGAGAGAGGCGAAGCUAAAGAUCGCUUAAUUGUUGCCGAAAGAUUGAAACAGCAUGUGUCCGACCCAAAUAAUCCACCAAUUCUAAUCUUUCCGGAAGGAACCUGCAUAAAUAACACAUCUGUUAUGCAAUUCAAAAAAGGCAGCUUUGAAGUUGGCGGCGUUAUAUAUCCUGUUGCUAUUAAGUACGAUCCCAGAUUUGGUGACGCUUUCUGGAACAGUUCCAAGUACUCAAUGAUGCAAUACCUUUACAUGAUGAUGACCUCGUGGGCCAUUGUCUGCGAUGUUUGGUAUCUCCCGCCCAUGUAUCGCCAAGAUGGAGAGUCGGCGAUAGACUUUGCUAACCGUGUCAAGGGUGUGAUAGCGAAACAGGGUGGAUUAGUAGAUCUGGUGUGGGAUGGACAGCUCAAGCGAAUGAAGCCCAAAAAGGAAUGGAAGGAGAUACAACAAGUUGAAUUUGCAAAUCGAUUAAAAUCGGAUUAACACUGAGCCUAUACAUUUUAUUUUAUUUAAACCAAAAACUGAGAAUUGUUUAAAUAUAUGAGACUUCUUUACUAAAAGUUUAUCCUACUCUC